UUUGUGAGGUUAGGAAUUCUGUUUACACUUUUUUGAGUUUGUCCAUUGUCUGUGGGUGAGCUUUGUUUUAUUUUAUGUUUUUUUUAAUGAAUGGUUUUGCUUUUGCCUCAAUUGGAGUAUUACAAUCAUUAUGCCCCAAAAAAUCCAAAUACGCUUGGCAUCCCAUCGUGUGAGCACAUCUGUUGCAGUGAAUCAAAGAUACCCCAAAAUAUUCACCCCAGGAGAAGUGAUCACCAGUCAGAAUGAAUUCAUGAGGGGACACGGUACCUAUGAAGAAAACUCGGAUCUGAAGGCUUCAGUAGCUGGAGUGAGACAGCAAGUCAACAAUUUAAUAUCCAUAAGGCCCCUAAAAAGCAGGUACAAUGGGGAAGUAGGUGAUGUUGUUGUAGGAAGGAUAACAGAGGUGCAACAGAAAAGGUGGAAAGUUGCUACUAAUUCCAGACUUGACUCAGUGUUGUUGCUGUCUUCAGUCAAUUUGCCUGGAGGUGAACUGAGGCGUAGGUCAGCAGAAGAUGAACACAUGAUGAGACAGUAUCUUCAAGAAGGUGAUCUGAUUAGUGCAGAAGUACAGAGUGUUUAUUCUGAUGGGUCACUUUCUCUCCAUACUAGAAGUUUCAAAUAUGGCAAACUGUCUCAAGGUGUAUUAGUGAAGGUAUUUCCCUCUUUGAUCAAGAGGAGUAAAACACACUUCCAUAAUUUACCUAUUGGAGCAAGUGUUAUUUUGGGAAAUAAUGGUUUCAUCUGGAUUUGCCCAAUUAUAAACAAUUCUGAGGAUGGAGCAUCUGGUUUCAUUCAAAAUUUAGAAGAGGUUGUGCCAAGACAGGAUAGGGAAACAAUUGGAAGGAUCAGAAACUGUAUCUUGUCUCUGAGUCAGAGCAAAAUGAUGUUGUAUGAUACCAGCAUCCUUUAUGCCUAUGAGGAGUCUCUCAAAUAUACUGUGCCAGAGUUGUUGGUUCAGGAAGCUAUGGUAGAUGUUGCUAUUUUAACACAACAAAGAUUGUGUAUGUUGGAGGAUACAUAAGAAAUUAGACAUUGUUAUUUUCAUUCAAUUUGUUUUAUUUCCUUGGUUAACUACUAUUACUGUGAAAAAUUUGGAGAAAAUGAAGAAAUUAGCCAUUUAUU
Messenger RNA from Phaedon cochleariae (mustard beetle), 1122 nucleotides. NCBI's taxonomy places the organism in Eukaryota, Metazoa, Arthropoda, Insecta, Coleoptera, Chrysomelidae. The record is from the annotation of a GenBank genome assembly.